UUUUUUUAAUAGGAAAAACAAGAGUUUUGCUGGCGUCUCGAAGCAUGAAAAAGAGCAGAUUUUUGCCUUAUAAAUAUUGAACGAAUACUGAAGUUCCUCACCACUUUUCCAUUUCGACUCCCUUGAUUUCAGCAAUAGCCUCAGCCACCUUCGUUUAGUAGAUGCCGAUGGAAGUCGAAGCGGCGCCUGUUCCUGUCCACAUUAACGGAGAAAAGGCGGAGAUCUUGGCGGAGGACUUCGAUCUGAGGGCUGUGAUUAAAGAGCCUUUGCCACCGGUUGUGACGGCGGAGGAAGAGGUGGCUGGUGAAGAGGAGACGAAACAAAAUGGGAGAGAGAUUGUGUUAGGGAGAAACUUGCACACUGAGUGUCUUGAGGUCACAGAACCAGAUGCUAACGAUGAGCACACUGGAGAUAAAGAAGCUUAUAUGGCUAGCGUUUUGGCUAGGUAUAGAAAGACCUUGAUGGAAAGGACAAAGCAUCAUUUAGGUUAUCCUUAUAAUUUGGAUUUCGACUACGGUGCUUUAGGACAGUUGCAGCAUUUCUCCAUAAACAAUCUUGGUGAUCCAUUUAUUGAAAGUAACUAUGGUGUCCAUUCAAGACAAUUUGAAGUUGGUGUUUUAGAUUGGUUUGCCCGUCUGUGGGAGAUAGAGAAAGAUCAAUACUGGGGUUACAUAACCAACUGUGGUACAGAAGGAAAUCUUCAUGGGAUUCUAGUAGGGAGGGAAGUGCUUCCAGAUGGAAUUCUGUAUGCAUCACGAGAAUCACAUUAUUCUGUCUUCAAAGCAGCUCGUAUGUAUAGAAUGGGAUGUGUGAAGAUUGACUGUCUGGUUUCUGGUGAAAUCGAUUGUGCUGAUUUUAAAGUUAAACUACUCGCUAACAAGGACAAACCAGCUAUCAUCAACGUUAAUAUAGGCACAACUGUCAAAGGAGCAGUUGAUGACCUUGAUCUUGUAAUACAAACGCUUGAAGAAAGUGGAUUUACGCAUGAUCGGUUCUACAUCCACUGUGAUGGAGCGUUAUUUGGACUUAUGAUGCCUUUCGUCAAGCGUGCACCAAAGGUUUCUUUCAAGAAGCCUAUCGGAAGUGUGAGUGUUUCUGGUCACAAGUUUGUUGGCUGUCCAAUGCCAUGCGGUGUUCAGCUAACAAGGUUGGAACACAUUAAUGUUCUCUCAAGGAACGUCGAGUACCUUGCUUCAAGGGAUGCCACAAUCAUGGGGAGCCGCAAUGGUCACGCUCCUAUCUUCCUUUGGUACACCCUCAACAGAAAAGGUUACAGAGGAUUCCAGAAAGAAGUACAGAAAUGUCUCAGAAAUGCUCAUUACUUGAAGGAUCGCCUACGUGAUGCUGGGAUUAGUGCAAUGUUGAAUGAGUUGAGCAGUACUGUUGUGUUUGAGCGGCCUAGAGAUGAGGAGUUUGUUCGUAGGUGGCAACUAGCUUGCCAAGGAAGUAUUGCUCAUGUGGUGGUGAUGCCCAAUGUCACUAUUGAGAAGCUGGAUAAUUUCUUGAAUGAAUUAAUUGAGAAGCGCUCAACAUGGUACCAGGAUGGACAACUUCAGUCUCCUUGUAUUGCAACUGAUGUUGGGAGUGAGAAUUGUGCUUGUGCUUUGCAUAAGUGACGAGUUUAAAUGGUUGAGAACUAUUAGUCUGUUGUACCAGUUGUUUUAUUUUGUAACAGAAGGUUGAUUAUUUUAGAAUCAAUUUAGAUUUCUUUACUGAGGCCUUUUCGUUCU
Jatropha curcas is the source of this 1730-nucleotide messenger RNA. Its product is annotated as Pyridoxal phosphate (PLP)-dependent transferases superfamily protein. The record is from RefSeq and is a predicted model, not a curated record. Gene Ontology annotation, molecular function: carboxy-lyase activity; pyridoxal phosphate binding. NCBI's taxonomy places the organism in Eukaryota, Viridiplantae, Streptophyta, Magnoliopsida, Malpighiales, Euphorbiaceae. Gene Ontology annotation, biological process: carboxylic acid metabolic process.